This is a messenger RNA of Patella vulgata (common limpet), 6450 nucleotides long. RefSeq lists its product as uncharacterized. The coding region runs from base 224 to 1930 and encodes 568 amino acids. Gene Ontology annotation, molecular function: chitin binding. The record is from RefSeq and is a predicted model, not a curated record. Gene Ontology annotation, cellular component: extracellular region. The transcript has 4 exons. Lineage: Eukaryota; Metazoa; Mollusca; Gastropoda; Patellidae.
GUUCCGUAUCUCUCCCAGGAUUCCUUGCGAAAACAUAACGUUGAACAAUAUUAGCGUUCUGUUUGGCGUCUCGGGUAUAUAAACACGGGUACUCAAAGAAAACUCACAUAAAACACGCAUACAUGAAAAGGGAAGCUCUUGGAGUUACAACAGUCUGAAUUUUCGGAAUUUAUAACAGAAUAUUCCGGUAUCUAGCUCUUGGGACAUCUUUACAAGAAGUAAAAUGUUGCGUUUUCAAGUCGUACUCCUCUUCUUGUUUUGUCUUGGAAUUUGUGCCAGGAAUACCGAUUCCGAAAGGGCACCAUUGUUAAAACCGUUAAGCAACCCAUGUAAAGGCACAAUAACGUUACACUGGGUACGAGAACCGAAUACAUGCAACCGUUACAUAGUCUGCGCUGCAGGUCAGCCUAUUAGGAUGCCAGCCUGUCCGGAUACUCAUAUUUGGUCUCAACGAGGAAGAAAUUGUGUUCCUAAAGGUUCUAGAUGGGACGAUUGCUCUUUUAGUCAAAUUGCAGCAACCAUAGUUACUCGGAAAGCAGUGCACGAGAAGAGAUUUACCAAUACACUUCUCAGUGAUGAGGUUCAUAUUACAUCUUCUACUUCAACAGAUAAAAUGGCAGCUAGAAUCAAGAAAGGGAGUCCACUAUUUCAAAGAAUAACUCUAAUAAAACGCACGUUCCCGAAUCACCCGUGUGCUUUUUCAACCACUGAAUUAAUUUUACCUCAUGCUGAGAAAUGCCACUGGUACUACAACUGUUCCUUAUCUGUGGAUUUAGCUGAAUGGAAAUACAACGAACCCAUGACUAGCGAAUGUCCAUAUCCAAAGUUAUUCUCCUUAAGUUCGAGAACAUGCGAAGAUUAUAGUGAAGUUGAGUGUGGAUAUCGUAAAUUAUCUAAGAAUCCAUGUCUAUACCGAGAAAAUUUAUGUCGAACAUCCCACUGUCGGCCAUGUACUCUCCGCUAUGGAAAUUGUGAAGGAUUGGAAGACGGUUAUCAUCCAUUUCCAUCUAAGGAGUGGACUCCUAAUUACAUCAUCUGUAGAGAUGAACGCAGCUCCCAACAACUACAGUGUCGAGAUCCAAGGCCAAUUUUCUCACCCGAAACUAAAAAAUGUGAGCAUCUGAAGAACGUACCAAAGAGCUAUGGUGGGCUGAGGCCGGUUUGUAAUGGUCGUCGAGAUGGAUUCUAUCCCGAUGAAUCUGGGCGUUGCGACGUUUAUUUCGAAUGUUUCCAGUCAAAGUUCACCGAAUACAGCAAGUGCAUCGGAGAAACUGUUUACAGCGCAGGUCAGGGUCGAUGCACAUUUGGCGAUGUGGAACCUCCUUGUGGUAAUAUCACCAAUAACAUUUGUACGGACCUAGACGACGGUUAUUAUUCAGAUCCAUACGGAAGGUGUCCUUUAUAUUUCCACUGUAAAACACGAAGUUUGCUUGGUUAUCUAAAGUGUCCAUUUGGUUCCUACAAUCCAUACACCGAAAGAUGUGAAGUCACUCCGAACUCGCCCCAACCGUGUGGUGAUCUUCCCAACCCCUGUAUGUCUCGGUCAGAUGGAGUCUAUGCCGAUAUUGCAAAUAAUUGCCUGUCAUCUUUCACCUGCAAGCAGCGAUUCGUCAUUAAAAUUCAGAGCUGUAAAACAGGGUUCGUAUUUAAUGAACAAACGCAUAAAUGUGAAGACGUCAAUGAUACACCCGCACCCUGUGGACUUGCCCCAAGUUGUCAGGGAAAACCUAAUGGUAGAUAUUCAGCACCUCUUAAGGGUUGUGAAUAUUACUUUGUAUGUCAGCAGGAACAAUUUAUUGGUUAUGAAAAAUGUAGUUACGAUAAAGGAGGGUUUUAUUUUAAUCCCACAACGCAGGAGUGUGAUUUCCCCUUAAAUAUAUGUGGAAACUGUGGAACUCGGGUUAGCAAUUGUACCCUUGCAAUCAGUUAACAUGCGGAGAAUGGUACCGAUGAGAAGACAUUACUGUUAUUUUAGUAUAUGAAUGAAAAGAUCUUUCAAGUUAUCAUUAUAAUUCAGGUUUUUGUAUAUACCGCUUUUAUACUACUUGUAUAAUAUGUAAAUACUUCAAGCUGAUACACAGAAAGUCGAACGAUGGAUAUAAUAGCGCUUAUUUGCUUUGAAAGCGUCUGUUACAGUCUAUUCAGUAGAAAAUGUAAAACAGAUUCGUCGACCAGAUCUAAUGACGAAAGAUGGGUAGCCAGUUACGAACUUGCAUAGCAGUUUCGAGCAGUUCUAUAACCAGUUAAAUAAAGAGAACUCUAGGUAAGGUCGGGUGUGGUGGAAAGGUGCAUGUUAUGGUGGACUUGCUGUAACCCUGUUAGUUGUGAUCUGGUUAUAAUUUUAACAUGUCUACCCUGCCCCUAAUUUGUUUGUUUGUUGUUUUUUUUAUUAAAUAAAAAUAUUUGCUGGAUCAUUACUUUUGCAUGCAGAAAACGUUUACUUGCAUUGGAAAAUGGGACGAACCUGAAAAUGGGUUUGUUUAGAUACAGUUUAUAUUGUGAAAUUUUCAGCUUCCAAUUAUUACUUGCUGUUAGUUUGUGAUGGGCUUAACAUUUUCAUUGUUGAUGUGCAAUCGUUCACGGUUUGUGUGGAUACAAAUAUGCAGAUAUUGCCUAUGAUGCUUAGUUAUGUACAACAUUUAUUAACAUCAAAUGUGCAUGUAACAAUAGUAUAAUGAAGCAAUGGAAGAAGAUGAUUUUUACGACUGAGACCAGAUGGUAGCAGUAAUGGAGAAGAAUCUAUUUACAUCUUAUAACCUCAGACACUCUGUACAUGGGUACACCAACAGUGCUGAGUCCACGUACGUUGCAUCCCCCGAGUUCUUUCAUUCUAUAGCUAAUAUAAGCAUGUUUAUUAGUCAUACUAAGUUACCUAGAAUGUAGAAGUACAAUGGUGUAAAUGAUGAUAUGGUUAUCAAUUCUGACUUUUUAAAUAUGUAAAAAAAAAACACUAAGCAACACAUCCUUUCUAAUUAUAACGAAACAGUCAUAUCUGUAACAUCAGUAAUGAUACGUUAAUUAAUUUAAAUUGUCCCAUUUGAUGACUAUACCACAAUUGAAGCGUCAAAGAUCAUGAUUGGAUUUAAGUGUAUAGUGGGUACUAAACAUAACUUGCAUUGUUAUAGCUAAUGCGAUUUGUCAAUGAUUGUUGUUUUAUAUAAUUUAUCACUGCUGUGGUAGAGAUACUGGUGUAAAUUUACACAAGAAACGGUACAUAAUGAACGCUGAAAAGGAUAUAACCAACAGUAAAGACAAAUCUUGAUUUGUCCGAAAUUUUUUAGAGUUUUAUACCGUUUCAUGGGUAAAUAGAAUGUGUUAGCUUACGUAUAUGUAUUUAUCUUGUGUCAAACUAUUUUCCAACAGCACGGUUUAAAUAUAUACUGACAAUGUCCUUUUCUUUGUUUAAAAAGGUUGUGCUAUGUUUAUGUUGUUGUUAGUAAUGUAAUUUAUUUUAUAAAAUCCUCUAGGUAUAGAUGCAUGUUUUAAUUAUCAUUCUUAAAAACUGAAAAAUGUGAUUAAAUUAUAUUUUCUGUCAAAAUUUUAAAUAUUAUGAUAAAAUAUUUUCUAAAAUAAGUAAAAACAUUAAUCUCUUGUGUAAGAAAAAUGGUCAAUAGCUAAGUGGUGGAAACACCAACAGACCAAAGUAAAAUAUUCUUUGUACCACGAUGUUUUCAUUGUAUGUUCCAACUACACAAUUGGUGGAUUGGGGGGGGGGGGGAUGACGUAAAUCAAAACGGGUUUCUUUAAUGAUGCACUAACAAAAUACAUUGAUGUGAUAGAUAUUAUAUGCUUGGCACUAAUUUUAAUUUGUUUUUUCAGGAAACAAAUAUUAUUUUGUUUAAUUGUGUGGUUGAAUGGUUAAUUUUCUUCCUCUUCUUUUUAAAUCUAUGUAGCUUCUUAUCUAUUUUUGUAACUCAAUAUAUUGUAGGCAAAUACUUCAAUUAAUGUACUUAAAGUAGCGAGAUGCAAGGGGCACACUUAACCAUUUAUUUUUUUGCAUGCAGGUUAUACGUUAUUUAAACAUCUCAAAAUUGCAUCUGGAUACAUAUAAAUGACAAACGAAUACGACAUUGGCUGGGUUUAUUCUGUGUGUCAUAUAGGACGAAAUUCUUCACAUCUUCACAAAAUAUGUGAAACUUUGAAAUGGUUUAAUAUGGUGUUGAUGAAAUUGUUAUUUCAAUGACCACUACAUAUCGUAAUUAUUUUGACCUGUCUAACAAUAUAGAAUACAAUAUCUAUUAUUUCAAAAUUUAGGAAAACAUUUCAUAUAAUACAAUAUACUAAUUUCAGCAUAUUGAUUAUUUCAGUAUAACAAACCGCGGGGUUUGCUACAGGGUUGCGUUCUUUGUCUAGCACUGUUCAUAGUUUGCCUUAGUCGAUUUCAGUAAGUUUCGUUUAUUUUCUUUGUGUUAUUUACAAAUCCCUGUACGCAGAUGACGGUCAAUAUUUAAUUGAUUUACGCAAAUAAUGAAACCAACUACAUUUCGUGAAAGUGGUCACUAACCAGUAAACACAAAAUGUCGGACCACUUGCAUUAGUUUCAAGAUACCCACCAUAGAUUAACAAAUCGUUAUAAUCACGACAUAAGAGAUGAUUACAGAAACUAGUGUUCUCCGAUUUUAAUCAAUACAGUCAUUAUAUCUGAUUGGAUUAUUGAUCGUAAUACCUUACGUGUAUAGGCGAUGCGAUAAGGGACUCGGUUGGGAGUUUUCAUCUCCGGAUUGGAUGACCGUAGUAGUCGAACGAUCUGAGCACUGGAUUCUCUACCUAGAAUAUAUCUGGUUCGAAGAGCCUUUGAGAUUUUUCAAGGUCGGAUUGCGCUUGUCAUGGAUGAAUCUGUGGAUAUGACAAAAUGUGUGUCUAGUCGUUCGAAUAAAACGAAAACUGGAGCUCACUGGAUACAUAUCGAUUUACAAGUGAAGGAACUCACGUUGGAAACGUUCCUGUCAAAAUUCGCCUAUUUCGCCUCGUAAACUAAACCAUAGAAAAUGUUUUGUGUGGACGAAAUGUUGAACUCCAUUCAAUUCCUGUCAGGAUUUAUAGAUGGGGUAGACCAGAUCUCUGAUCUCCGGCCAAACUCACCCCCACCCCACUGCAUGGGCGCAUAAUCUUUAGCCAAAAACCAUAUAAAACACUUAUUGCAUCAUAUGUUCCACAUACAAGGCUAAUGUGGAUAUUAAUCUUGUAUGUCGGUGAACAUUACGCGAUGAGGUCUUUACACGUAUAUUCUACUUAAUCUACUGGAAAUUGAUGUGGAGCGAAGGAAGAACAACAUUACUUGUACCUAGCUGGAGCAUCGAUAUUCAGAAGCCAAAGGCUACUAGCUUUAAAAUAACCUAGCGGCCUAAGGCCACAGGUUGUUUACAUGUAAACGCACAACAAACGUUUGUUACUUAUAAAAAACUCCUCAGAGAGAAGCGGUAUCAGGUGAUAUAGACUGUAACAAAGUCAUUAAGUUGAACAAGACUUUACCCCGCGGACUAACUUUGAUUUAGACCCCAAAAAGUAGUUGGUUGGGUUGAUCUGAUGUGUUAUUUUAAUAAUCGAUGGGGCAAGUAUGGUUGCCGAUACGUACUCAUUCACCCCCUCCUGCCUUCUCGUUAACUAAGCCAAGAAUCUCCGACAAAUGGUCCUUGGCUGGCUCCGUCGCUGCUACGCUUUGCUAUGAAUUAUUUUUUAAGAAUAACUAUUCGCUUAAAAUUGUAGAAUUCAUGAUCUCGUGUAUAUUAACAAUCUGUAUAUAUUGUAUUAUAUAGUAAAGAAUCGGCUGUCUUUCUUCUGGGGGUGAGUUGGGGGGGGGGGGGGCUGCGGCGUAAAAAGGAAAUAUGCGACUAAUCUAAGGCGGAGAUAUAUCUUUUGUUUAAAUUCCAUACAUGUUUGUCUAAUAAACUUAGUUAUUCAUUUAUUUAUAUGUUUAACAAAUUAACAGUUAAUAACAUCACUCUUUUCUUCUUAUCUUUUUCCUUUUUUCUUGUAAAUAGUGUAAUAUAGUUAAUGUAUAAAAAUCAAUAAUUAAUUAACUGUUCAGUAUUAUCAAAUUGGUUUGUAAAUUAUUAGUAAUUAGACAUAAUAUUGUAUCUAACUAUAUAAAAUUCUAGUUAUAGCCAGGGACGGACUGGGGGUAUGGUGGGUGGGGGGUGACAACUGACUGUAAAUGGUGCUUUCUACGGUAUAUCUUGAGUAAAAAACCUCCGGAGACUGUUUUGCUUACCAAUUCAUUAAAAACGACGUAAAUUCAAGUGGGAACAUUAACUUCUUUAGGGACCCCCGAACCUAAAUCACUCGCAGUCCACCCAAAGAUGGUAAAGUCAGAUUAGCUGUUAAUUUUCACAUUCUCCAUGAAUUUUUAUUUAUCCUUUAUUCUAAUGUAUAUAAUUAUUAUGUAAAUAUCAAUAUAAUCACAUGUCAAUAAUAAAAAUGUGAAUGAUAAAUAAAGUUUUUAAAAAAGUA